Molecule: messenger RNA, 863 nt
Organism: Paramecium primaurelia
Lineage: Eukaryota; Ciliophora; Oligohymenophorea; Peniculida; Parameciidae
Source: the annotation of a GenBank genome assembly
AUGCAAUAACCCUUUACAAUAAAUCCAAAGUGCUUUGGGUAAUUUGUUAGACCUAAACACAAUAUUGAACAACAAGAACACAAAUAAAAGAAUGAAUAAUAAUAAUAAUGUUUAUCUAAAAAUAUAAAUACCAAUCCAUAGAUGUGGAUCAAAAAUAGAUCAAUCACAAUAUGUUCCAAUACAUCUACUUUACCUGAAACUUUGUCUACAUCCUAAUAGAUUUAAGAGUUAAAUUAAUCAAUUUAAGAAGUAAAAUAAGAAGAAAUGUUUUAUAAAACUAUGCCAACAUUAUUCUAGUAACUUUAAUAAAAGAACAAUAGAAAAUAUGAACCAUAGAUGUAAAUCACUCAAUUCUAAAUUGAUCUUGCUAAAGUAAGUCUCUAUUCUUAUCAAGAUUUGUGAUGAUGAUAGAACCACUCUAAUGAUUCGUAAUAUUCCUAAUAAAUACACUCAACCUAUGUUACUAGAGAAUAUAGACAUUAAUCAUAAAGAUACUUAUGAUUUUUUUUAUCUUCCAAUAGAUUUUACUGUAAAUUUUUUAUUAAUAUUAGAAUAAAUGCAAUGUAGGAUAUGCAUUUAUCAAUUUCUUACAUACUAAAUUUAUACCAAAGUUUUUUUUAGAGUUUCAAGACAAAAAGUGGAAACUCUUUAAUUCAGAGAAAGUAUUAAUUUUAUUUAGAUUUUAAAGAUCUGUUAAAUCACAUAUGCCAGAAUUUAAGGUGUAGAAUAGUUAUAGGGUCAUUUCUAAUACUCAACUAUUAUGUAAGAGAAGGUAAAAAAAUUAUUUUUAUAACAAGGAUAAUCGAUUAAAGCCAAUCUUUAAGAAAAAUAGAUCCGAUUAAUAAUUUAUUAAAUGGAGAUGA